GCAGACUUCUCUGUAGAUCGCUGAGCGAUACUUUCGGCAGUACCUCCUUGAUUCUCAGUUUUGCUGGAGGCAGCAACCAGGCCCGCGCCACCACCAUGUUUCGAAAUCAGUACGACAAUGAUGUCACUGUUUGGAGCCCGCAGGGCAGGAUUCAUCAAAUUGAAUAUGCAAUGGAAGCUGUUAAACAAGGUUCAGCCACAGUUGGUUUGAAAUCAAAAACUCAUGCAGUGUUGGUUGCACUGAAAAGGGCGCAGUCAGAGCUUGCAGCUCAUCAGAAAAAAAUUCUCCAUGUUGACAACCAUAUUGGUAUCUCAAUUGCGGGGCUUACUGCUGAUGCUAGACUGUUAUGUAAUUUUAUGCGUCAGGAGUGUUUGGAUUCCAGAUUUGUAUUCGAUAGACCACUGCCUGUGUCUCGUCUUGUAUCUCUAAUUGGAAGCAAAACCCAGAUACCAACACAACGAUAUGGCCGGAGACCAUAUGGUGUUGGGCUGCUUAUUGCCGGUUAUGAUGAUAUGGGCCCUCACAUUUUCCAAACCUGUCCAUCUGCCAACUAUUUUGACUGCAGAGCCAUGUCCAUUGGAGCCCGAUCCCAGUCAGCUCGUACUUACUUGGAGAGACAUAUGUCUGAAUUUAUGGAGUGCAAUUUAAAUGAACUAGUUAAACAUGGUCUGCGUGCCUUAAGAGAGACACUUCCUGCAGAACAGGACCUAACUACAAAGAAUGUUUCCAUUGGAAUUGUUGGUAAAGACUUGGAGUUUACAAUCUAUGAUGAUGAUGAUGUGUCUCCAUUCCUCGAAGGUCUUGAAGAAAGGCCACAGAGAAAGGCACAGCCUGCUCAACCUGCUGAUGAACCUGCAGAAAAGGCUGAUGAACCAAUGGAACAUUAAGUGAUAAGCCAGUCUAUAUAUGUAUUAUCAAAUAUGUAAGAAUAUAGGCACCACAUACUGAUGACAAUAAUCUAUACUUUGAACCAAAAGUUGCAGAGUGGUGGAAUGCUAUGUUUUAGGAGUCAGUCCAGAUGUGAGUUUUUUCCAAGCAACCUCACUGAAACCUAUAUAAUGAAAUACAUUUUUCUUUGAGAGGGUCUGUAUAAUCAUUUUCUAGAAAGUAUGGGUAUCUAUACUAAUGUUUUUAUAUGAAGAAUAUAGGUGUCUUUGUGGUUUUAAAGACAACUGUGAAAUAAAAUUGUUUCAAUGCCUGGUAAAAAAAAAAAAAAAAAAAAAAAAAAAAAAAAAAAAAAAAAAA
Rhinopithecus roxellana (golden snub-nosed monkey) is the source of this 1245-nucleotide messenger RNA. Its product is annotated as proteasome subunit alpha type-1. The coding region runs from base 96 to 887 and encodes 263 amino acids. The record is from RefSeq and is a predicted model, not a curated record. Gene Ontology annotation, biological process: ubiquitin-dependent protein catabolic process. Gene Ontology annotation, cellular component: proteasome core complex; nucleus; proteasome core complex, alpha-subunit complex. NCBI's taxonomy places the organism in Eukaryota, Metazoa, Chordata, Mammalia, Primates, Cercopithecidae. The transcript has a single exon.